AGAGGCAGCGGCAGUAGCAGCAUGUCUCGGAGGAAGAUUUCUUCCGAGUCCUUCAGCUCCUUGGGAUCGGACUAUCUAGAGACCAGCCCAGAGGAGGAGAGCGAAUGUCCCCUGUCUAAGCUCUGCUGGAACGGCAGCCGGAGCCCUCCCGGCCCUCAGGAGCCCGAUGCAGUUGCUACCGCCACGGCUGCCACGGGCACUGCCACCGCUACGGCCACUGCCACAGCGACCGCAGGGGCUAGGCGUGCACAGCGCCGGAGACGGGUCAACCUGGAUUCUCUGGGCGAAAGCAUCAGCCGCCUGACGGCGCCCACGCCUCAAAUUAUACAGCAGACUCUCAAGAGGACACUUCAGUAUUAUGAGCAUCAAGUUAUUGGUUACAGGGAUGCAGAAAAGAAUUUCUACAAUCUCUCUAACAGAUGCUCCUAUGCAGACCAUUCCAGCAAAGAGGAAAUUGAAGAUGUCUCAGGAAUUCUUCAGUGUACUGCUAACAUGCUUGGUUUGAAGCUUGAAGAAAUGCAAGAAAGGUUUGGGGAGGAAUUCUUUAAUAUCUGCUUUGAUGAGAAUGAGAGAGUCCUUCGGGCCGUAGGCAGCACUUUGCAAGACUUCUUUAAUGGCUUUGAUGCUUUGCUGGAACAUAUUAGAACUUCAUUUGGACGUCAAGCCACUCUGGAAUCUCCGUCUUUCCUAUGCAAAGAGCUUCCAGAAGGUUCUCUCAUGCUCCACUACUUUCAUCCUCACCAUAUUGUGGGAUUUGCAAUGCCUGGAAUGAUAAAGGCUGCAGGAAAGAUCUACCGUCUGGAUUUGGAGGUGGAACAAGUGACCAAUGAGAAGCUGUGCUUAGAGGGCUCAAACCCAGGGAAUUGCAGCUGCCUCACAUUUGUCAUUAAGGAAUGUGAAAAUUCAAACAUCACGAAAAACCUUCCACCAGGAACAUCCCAAACUCCUGCCGACCUCCGAAUCAGCAUCAACACGUUCUGUAGAGCUUUCCCCUUCCACCUGAUGUUUGACGCCAGCAUGCUGGUUCUGCAACUGGGGGAAGGGCUUAGGAAACAGCUCCGAUGUGACACUCACAAGAGUCUGAAGUUUGAGGACUGCUUUGACAUAGUUUCCCCAAAGAUCAAUGCCACUUUCGAAAGGGUCCUGCUGAGGCUGUCCACUCCAUUUCUGAUUCGGACCAAACCAGAGGCUUCUGGUUCUGAAAAUAAAGACAAGGUGAUGGAAGUCAAAGGACAGAUGAUCCACAUUCCAGAGUCAAAUUCUAUUUUGUUUUUGGGAUCUCCGUGUGUAGACAAGUUGGAUGAACUCAUGGGCCGUGGCCUGCAUCUCUCAGAUAUUCCCAUCCAUGAUGCAACUCGUGAUGUGAUAUUGGUUGGGGAGCAGGCCAAAGCCCAGGAUGGACUAAAGAAGCGGAUGGAUAAACUAAAGGCAACAUUAGAAAGAACUCACCAGGCUCUAGAAGAAGAGAAAAAGAAAACAGUGGACCUUCUGUUUUCCAUUUUCCCUGGAGAUGUAGCCCGGCAGUUAUGGCAAGGACAACAAGUACAAGCCAGAAAGUUUGAUGAUGUCACCAUGCUCUUCUCUGACAUAGUGGGUUUCACAGCUAUCUGUGCUCAGUGUACCCCGAUGCAAGUAAUUAGCAUGUUGAAUGAGUUAUAUACCAGAUUUGAUCACCAAUGUGGAUUUCUGGACAUUUACAAGGUGGAAACAAUAGGCGAUGCAUACUGUGUUGCAGCAGGACUGCACAGAAAGAGCCUUUGCCAUGCGAAGCCCAUUGCCUUGAUGGCCUUGAAGAUGAUGGAACUUUCAGAGGAGGUUCUGACACCUGAUGGGAGACCAAUUCAGAUGAGGAUAGGGAUUCACUCAGGGUCUGUCCUGGCUGGAGUUGUUGGUGUAAGAAUGCCAAGGUAUUGCCUCUUUGGAAACAAUGUCACCCUUGCCAGCAAGUUUGAAUCAGGCAGCCAUCCACGACGCAUCAAUGUCAGCCCGACGACUUACCAGUUAUUGAAGAGAGAAGAUAGUUUUACCUUCAUUCCUCGGUCUCGUGAAGAGCUUCCAGACAACUUUCCAAAGGAAAUCCCUGGGAUCUGUUAUUUCCUGGAGCUCACAACUGGUCCCAAGCAGCCAAAGCCCUCAAUCUCUUCAACUCGAAUGAAGAAGGUUUCCUACAACAUUGGCACCAUGUUCCUUCGGGAGACAAGCCUAUGAGACCUGCUGCAGAUCAAAGACUCAUCACAAAAGCACAAGCCCAGAACCUGGGUCCGGACAGAAAAGUGAAGAGAGACUCUUUCUCCUUCACUGCAUCAUCCUGGGCAAGCAGUACAAUCUCUUUGUAAUGUCAUGCAAUAAUACUAGAAUAAGGUGGGUGAUGGCUGUCAGUAAACAACCUAGAGGGAAAGAUAAUUAAGGGAACCAAAUGCAUCCAUCCCUAAAAGAGGUAUUAUUGGCCACUUUUAAAAAGUAAAUUAUUAUCAUGGUCCCUUUAUCACACAAAACCUAAAAAUAAACUUGGGUUUUCCAUUUGAUAUCCAUGAAGUGACAUGACCUUAAGAAUUUUACCUACUGAAAAGCAAAGGAGAGCCAGUGUGGAGUCUGCAUUCUGAGAUUCAAAGUGUUAUUCAGUAAAGGAAAUUUUACAAUUUUUUGGAAGAGACAUUUCGUAAAAAUACCAUAGGGGUUUGGUCGACUUCCCAGGCAGAGAAAUUGUACCUGAGUUAAAUAUUUUAGGGAUAUUACCUAUUUUUAUACAUCUUUCUCUUUCUGGAUAAUAGCAUUUCACAUAACAGUUGAACCAGCUUUUCAGAGUAUCCUAUUGUAUAUUUGGUGUAUUAUGUAACUUUAACCUAAUAAUCUAAUGUGGUUACACUUAUUUAGAAGGAUUGGUAUCGGAUAGAGAUUACUUCAGUGGGGAUUUCAUAUGUGCAGAAAACCCUAUCCGUCUGCCUAGUGGAUAUGUCUUUCAAAUGCAAUUAUUGUAAUAUGGAAUUUAAAAAAGUAAAAUUACUAGAAGCAGAUUAAACAAUAAAUAAGUAAAGAGAAAAUUUUCCCCUUCUCAUUGAAAAUUUGCAGUAAUUUGCAAAAGAAAAUUACUUUGGUCCCUCUAAUGAUUUUCAUAUGGGCAUUUUAAAAUGUAGGUAGUUAUUGGACUUGCAAAAUUAUGCCCUAGAAUAUAAUACCUAUUAAGUACCUACUGUGCACAGAGCGCUGCAGACACAUAAUGCACUAAAUGCCAUUAUCUCUGUAUUUCCCUCCUUCCUGAGUCAAUGUGAAUGAUGAUAGAUUGUUGCCUCAUAAGAAUGGAACAGGGUUACUUACUGCUCUUGUAAGCUACUUCCAGUGAAUGUGGGCAGUAGUGAGAAGUUCAAAAUUUUGCCAAGACUAACAAUAUUUAAUUGGUUUAUUUUCUAGCAUAACAUAAAAUAGACAAAAAUUCUUAUUGUAUGGUUUGGAGAAAUAAAAAAAAAGUUCACCUGCAGUUUGAUUGAUGCUAUUUUUAACAAUAGGUGACUCCCUAUCAUGGAGGUUUGAAUAGGUAUGCUAUAUUCAGACCUGGUGAAUACCCCUGCCCACAAUCACUGUAGUAGCCUGCAGGCUUUUAUUGCAUGAUUCCCUAAAAUUGAACCCUCUUCCCCCUGACCAAUACUGCAUGAAAAAUGUAAUCUACAUCAUUACUGACCUACCCUGAAGUCAGGGGCACUGUGUGUUGCAAGAAUAGUCAGAGUUCGGAAUCAAGAUAAAUACAAAAUGCCUAUUCUAAUUAAUAAUCUGGAAUCAUUUGUUCUGUAGCUCUAAUGUGAUGUGUGGCUAUUUCCUUACUCCAUGGUUACUCAUUGCUCUCCCUCCCCUGGCAGUGAUUAGUAGUGAAGGUAUAUUGCAUUCUAUGGUGGGGUUUUUUUUUCUUUUCUCUAGAUCAGAGAUUUGAGUUACAGUGUGAUUUGGUCACUGUUUUAGCACAGCUAAGGGUUAGAGAUUUACAACUGUCUUUCUACAAACAUAAUUUCCUAAUUAUAAGGCUUAAUAAAUGCUCUAAAAGUUGUCUGAACUAUGUGGAUGGGAACCCAUUUAGAUAUACAAAGUAUGUCUUGUAAUCAUUAUUGUUAAUAUAAUUGUUGGGCUCUAAUCUCACCCUCAAGUAAGGCACUGGCAAAGCACUCUUUUAGAUGGAGAGGAAAGACUAUAUUUCCUGCCCCUCUCUGUGUUCUCCACUUCCUCUAGGACAAUGGCUUUGCCUUCCACCAUCUAAAGGAGAGAAUUCCAAGGCCAUCAUGUCAGGGCUCUUCCCUACUUGAUUCCUAGGGUGCUGCAGACCUAUUCUGGGCCUUGUUGGCCUAGGUAGACAUAGAGCUCAGCAGCCCCCUUCCCAAGGCAGGAGAUAGCUUGGCUACCUGAUAGCAUAUGGGCACUUAAAGAUGGGACAUGGCUCAUUAUAGGAUCAUGCUAGUUCUUAUAUUCAUGUACGGAAACUAGAUUUUGCUGAAUGACUUCUCAUGUAUUGGUGAACAUUUUCAUUUACGAAUAAGGAUGAAUAUAUAAUCAUAUAUGUAUAUGCAUACAUAUAUUCAUCACAUAAAUUCAUAUGAAUUAUAUAUAUGUUUAUAUAUUUUCAUAAGUGUAUAACCAUAUGGCUGCAAAAAGCUUCCAGCAUCCAUUCAGUCCAUUCCUUUGUCUUUUGUGGUAGAUUUUCCCUAAACAUCCAAAUAGAGAAAUGGCCAUAAUAAGUUUAAGGAGCAAUAGGAAAGAAGAUUCCAAACUCUCCUGGAUAAUAACCAUUAUCUAAUAAGGAGAAUCAGAUCAAGUGAGAAAAGAGUCGUGUACAAUGCAAACUCUCAUUUUAUCAGAAUCAACUGAUUUCAACAUUGGUUUAUGCAAUUCACUUACAGAAAAAAUGGAAAUCUAUAUUACUAUAUUCAUUUAUAUUUCUGUCACAGAUGUCAAAUUAAAGAAUUUAGCAUAAAUCCAGUUAUAUGUGUGUAUACAUAUAGCUAUGUCACACUCAGGAGAUGAACUUAUAUUUUUUUUUCAUGCAGUAAGAUCUAAUCUUGUUCUAUGGAGCUCUGUUUUGAAGUAGUGAUUCUCUUUGUAUCCUUGUUGCCUUUGUCUUGUUAUUGAUUAUUUGAGUUCCUGUGUUUCUAUCUGUCUUUGCAAGGUGCUGUAAGUAAUACCUAUGAAUUCCAUUCAUAGCCAUGGAAUUAAGAUACUGUGAAAAGCAGUAUAUUUCCAUUUUAGAGCAAUUAAGCUUAAAGUUUCCACAUUUUUCUAAUUAGGAAUACGAAUUGAAAAAGCUGGGUAAGCAUUUUGAUGACUAACUCUUUGCUUCUCUACAUCAAGAAUUUGCUCAACUGAUGUCUGCACUGACAUUUCACGUUUGAAAAAAGAUUUUUCACCCAGUAUACCAGCAUCAGAGGACAGCAGACUGAAAUGACACUGACUGCCCCUCAUAGAAAUCUGGUGGUACUAUAGUGCAGAAUAAUUUUAAAAUCACUUGUUAUAUAUUAAGCUUUAUUUGUAAAAAAAAAUUAUGCUUUCAGAAGACAGUCAGUAUCUAUAGUGUGGCUUUCCUAAUGUACUCACAAGGAGAUAAUUUAGAGUGACUUGAUAAUCAUAGCCCUCAGUGCAAGAAAUUGAUGUCAAUAUCACCAUGGAGAUAAUACCAAUGUUGGGAAAUAUACUCAAAUGGAGAUACAACAAUUAUUUAGCAAAAUCAUAAGCCACCAAAAUGUGUAAAGAACAUACAGAGCAUGCUCAGUAUAAAACUGAAUAGCCUUAAUCAAAAUCAUUGGUAGUGAUUCAAAAUAUGAGGUUCUGUGCUUUUGUCCAUGGAAACUAGAUAAUUAAAGAUGGUUCCCUUAGAAACAAAUUUACCUAGGUCAGUUGUGGGUGAAGAUGUUGGGAGAAACAAAACUUGUGGUAGAUUUUCCAGUAUUGUCACUCACCUCUUGUACUUAAAUCCUAUUUGUUACAAAUCAGUUAUACCUGAAAUUUUACAUUGUUUUCACUAUAUGUGGGACUCUGUGAUCUGUGAGCUAGCUUUGAUUUGGAGAGUAAAUCUAGUACCAGGCACUUAAUGGAGAGCCUGGAAACUCAUUAUUUUAAAUAUAUGAGGCUCAUGGCUUGACCAGCAAUAAGGUAUCUGAAAUUCAAUGGUUUUUUAGGGGGACAUGUUGGCAUCUAGUAAACAAUGCCUUCUUGAAUGAAGCCACAAUUUUUAUUUUAAAAUUGAUCAUAAGAAUAUCUAGUACCACAUCUUUAUAGAUUGCACAUGGUAAUUUAUGCUAAAUUGUGAAAUACAAAGAGGCAACUCAAGUUCAUUAGUAUUAUAAUGGAAAAAAAAUCUAUUCACUGUCAUCUAGCUGCCUAAUACUAUUUAGGGCAGGUGCUGUGGGUAUUUAGGGUACCAAUUAGAAAUAUUCCAGAUUUGUGCCAGAGGGCGCAAUACCAGCCUGCCUUGGUGUGCACUUUUGACCAGAAUUUAGCCUCUCCUUUAUACUUUAUUCCUCCACUUUCACCCCAUGUUAAUAUCACAUAUUUCCAUCAUUAUUUCUCAUUUUCCAUGUCUCCCCCCUGGUAAACAGGGCCUAGAUUGAGACUUACUAAAAAUAUGAAGCUUCACUGUCCAUCAUUGUUGCAUUACUGGCAUAUAGCGUAUCUGUCUCAUUCUAUAUUUUUAGGCCUGUAAUGCCACAUUAAAACAGUUCAGAGGAUAGAGAAGAAAACAUUUAUCAUGGUGUCACUCUAUAAUUAUUAAUUAUAUUAACAUAUUUCUUAAGUAUUCCAUUGUCAUGUAUAUCAUGUAUGUAUUCAUACGUAAUGCACAUAUAUACAUAUAUGUCUUCAGUUUUCACUUCAUUAACUCCUUCCUUGGAGUUAAUUUCAUAUUUCCUUGGAAUUCAUUUCAUAUUACUUCAUUGAAUUUUCCCUUAGAGUUACUCUUGAUUCAGAACAGGUUCAGAAGUACCAACGAUGUAGCUUUGGAUUUCAACAACAAAUCCAAAUCACAAAUGCAGACGGUAGACUGCUACUUGUAUAUUUACAUCAGCAGACUAUUAAAAAUGUGCAUCUAGUGCCCACUGGGUACUUAGUAUUGCCUAGGACAAAUAUUUUAAGUUUUUAGAGCUGGGAUCAGAAACUAUAAAAUUCUAAUUUGCUCCUGAAUGUGUUGUGCUACUGAUGAAAUAACCAUUCAUGUGACAUACUGAACACCCACUUGGGAACAUGUACUGCACAGUAUAUUAAAGACCAUUUGAUUUGGAUUACUGUAAAAUAUAUACAUUAGAAUGGCAUUGUGUUAUCAGAUAUUAAAAUUAUUUUCUGACACAAAGAAGCAACUUCAUGUGGCAUGGAACAUGUUAACCUCUAUUGUCCACUUUAAAGAAUAACUACAUCCAUAUGAAUAUACUAUUGUUUAGUAAGUAAAAUGUAUGUGGGUAGCUUUAAGAUGUGUUUUUGCAGCUUUAUUUAAAAAAAACUGCAACAUCAUAUGUAACACUAAUAUAAACUUGGAUAUGUAUCAUGGGCACAGAGUUAUUUUAUUUUACUAGAUAUAAUUAACUAUUGGUAGUAUUCUAAUCCAAGAUGUAGCAGAAUUGUAGCCAAAACUACCUUGUCAUAAUGUUUUUAUAUGAACCUAUUAUGUCCUAGGUCUCACUUUAAAAAAUUUAAGAAUUUUUUUUAAAGAUAAAUGGAUGGUAGUUUACUGACACUCCAUUUGGCUUGGAAGGGUAAAGGAGGUAUAAGAAGAUUGAUAUGACCAUUCUGUUAGAUUUAGUUUAUAUCUACCUUAAACUUUUGGUAAACAGAAAGUAGUCUUGUACACAGCAAUCUAUGCAAAAUGGAAGGUGUCAGUCAAGUGCCUCAUGAGAACUCACAUCCAUAUAAGAUGAAUCAUCUGGUUGACAGUCAGGAAGAACACUCAUGGAUUAGCUAUGAAAUUUUGAAAACUGAGGGAAUUACUAGGGAUGAAGUAAACACUGACGAUGAAUAAGAAAUGUAUCAUUCCAACUGGAGUUAUUUCCCGAAAGUAUUUCACUUCAAGCUUCAGGGAUCCUCAUAUAAUGGCUUCCAUGAGAAUUAAAAUCACUUCAAUUUAAAAUUCAGGGAUUGUACUUUCUAAGCAUGAUUCUUCAUGCUUAAUAAGAGUUUUCACUGACACACAAGAGAAGACUAUUGCUCGCUAAUAUCAGUUAUUAGGUUUAAUAAGUAAAGGAUUAUAUAUUUAGUUAAUGCUAAAUGCAUGUAGUAUAGAACAAGUUUUACUGAACCACAGCAAAGAGGGAAAGACCUUUGAACUUAUGGAUAUUGUUGAAUUUGCAGUGAGAAGUUUCAUAAGGAAUGCUUUGACACUAAUGAAUGGAAAGUCACCAAGUUAGCAAUGGUUGUCACUAUGUGUUUUUAAUAUUAAAUUGUACAUAUGUCUAAAAUUUAUUCCCAAGCAAUACCUUCUCAUGCUAACUCUUAAAGCAAUAACUUAAGCCAUGGUGAUGAUAAUAAAUGCAACAUACUUCUGUGUGAGGUAAUCACUAAAAUUCUGGGAAAAUGCCGAACCUACGUACAAAAGCAAUAACAAAGCAUGAUGUGGGUUAUUUAAAGAUCUCUCUUCCACAGUCUCCAGGGUGCCAUAAUAACUGAGGUGCAGAGCACAGCAGAUGAGUUGUUUAAUCUAUCUCAGAUGUCAUGGAUUGGUGCAGAGCACAGCAGAUGAGUUGUUUAAUCUAUCUCAGAUGUCAUGGAUUUGCCAAUCUGCUACUAAGUAAUUAUUGUCCCUUGCAUAAUUAUUCCUGGGAUCUAAAUAACAAACGUAUGGAGAAUCUCUCUCAUACCAUGAUUUCUGUCUGAUUUUUUUCUGUGAAGUUUUAGAGCCAUGUUGAAGAUGAAUAGCAGAAUAGGAACAGUUGUACAAUGGAUACUCUGAUGAGACAGUAGAUUUUGUAGGAACAAGGAGGAGUCCUUGUAGUGACAGCUAACUAAAAUGUUAGUCCAUGAUGAACAAGCUCUUGGGAGAGGAAAGGCUGAAUGGGAAAGGAUCAUUGAAAACAAACAAACAAACAAACAACAAACUUGUUUUAUCAGCAAAGAGAAUCCUCUUAGGGGAAGCUGAUCUGUAGCUCCUUUAUAGCUUAAAGUGUUGGAGAGUUGCCUGGGGCACUGAGAGGUUUUCACUAGCUUAAGGUCACACAGCCUGUGUGUUGCAGAGACCAGACUUCAACUCAGGUUUUCCUGACUUCAAGGCCAAUUCCCCAUCUGUGUCACUGCUGUGAAUCUUUAAGGGGUCAUGUUAUUAUUGCUAUCAAUUAGAGAUUGAGAAGUAUCUACGUAGGGGUGAUCAUUGUCCUUAGAAGGUAAAUUUUUGAAAGUCUUGCUGGAUGAUCAACUAACAGAUAAAAACUUAUAUACAGAAAUAGUUACCUAUCUAAGCAGUUAUGAAGAAGAGCGAGGAAGUAGGGACAUCUCAAGUGACUACUCUGGUAUUUUGAAUGUUGUUACUUAAUAUUUAUUUUUAAUGCAGUCAGGGUAGUGUGCCAAAGAUAACUAGAGCUAUGAAAGAUCAUGAUCCUUGCAUAAUUUAGAACCCAAGGUUAGAAGGUGACUUGGGUAUCUAAGCUGUCUUUUAGGGGAAAAAAAAGUAGAAAUUUGUCUUCAUUAUACAUGACUCUGGGCAGGAGGGAAAGAACGGAGGCUUGAGCCUUUUUAAAAAACUAAAUAUGAAAUUUGUUUGGCCCAAUUAGAUAGUAUCUCCUCCACCCUAUCAUUUACCUGGGAAAAGAAGAGAAUAUGAACCAGUGCAAGUCCUUGUACUGUCAAGAAAUAGGGCAUAAGAAUUGUAAUCUGUCACCAUUCCUAGGAAAAUAACCAGCCUAACAUCCUCUUGCCUGGGAAGGAAAAACUCAUCACCCAACAAAUGAAAUUGGAUUCUUGUUUCACUCAAGAAAUUCUGCAAGAUCCUCUGCCCCCCCACACCUUUUAAAUAAAAAGUCAUUGUAUGCUUAUCGACUACUAUAUAUGUUGUCAGUAUUUAAUAGAUAAUAAAGACACCAAAUUAAUGUCCCUUCAAUGACAUCAGUUUUGCCUUUCUCAGAUAACCUAGUUACUUGUAUAUCAGAUACUAAUUUUCAGUAUUUGCUUAAGUCAUUGUGACUAAUUAACUGACAACCUAAAAGGAAGAAAAGUUAAUUGUGAAGCAAUUUAGGAUUGUAAAGCAAUUUGAUUUUGCUGGGGGGGGGAGAGGAGGAAUUUGUGUUGAUUCGAUGAUAUGAUAGAUAGUACAAGAGAGACUGAAAGUGAUUCUACCUUAGGGUAAUGUCAGCUAUGAGACGAGCUGCUUCCUGGUACCUCUGCUUUUCCUGAUGACAUUCCUCUUGUGUUAUUAUCUAGCUACAAUUCCACACUCGAUAGAUGCAUGAAAUAGGGAAAGACAUUGGGAAGUGGAGGGCAGAAUGAUGCAGGCGACUAUGAAUAACAAUGACUAAGGAAGGCUAUUGCAUUUUUUCCUUCCUUUUAGAAGAUGUGGGGAGUAUUAGGAGAGAACUACCGGUUUAAUGAAACCCAAAUGGUUUUCCUAGCCUAUUGUUCUCUCCUGUUUCAAAGACACAAACUUCACAAGCCCCACAUCUUUCUCAGGAGGCAGUGCCAACCUCUUGGCAGCUGCACAUUUCAUCAGGACUGGGAUUAGUUGUUCAUGGAGCUCUAAAUAGAAACUCUGUGAAUGUGGCAGAUAAGGCUAGACUCAGUUACAGUGGUGAAAGUAAAUCAGUGUCAGAACAUCUGGAACGAUGGGACAAAGAAAGCUGAAUGCUGAACCUAGCCACACGCCUCAGGAGAAUGAAGUAAAAUUAGCACGGGCCAGUGGAGUACUGAAAGGAAAGUGAUCUUUAAAAACAGUCUUUCCCUAUCUUCACAUGCCUGAGCUUCUUAUUCAAGCAGCUUAAACAGUUUGUAUUUAUGUGGUACGGGAUUUUAAAAGGUUGAUCACUUGCAUUUAGAUUUUUCCAGAUACCUAAUUCUCAUUUCAAAGAAAUCCUGUAAGUAAAUGCUUCAGUAUAUUCAGUGUCCUUUUAGCCUGUUAAUAUUCUGGUCAACUAUAAAAGAUUCUAAUUUUCUUUUUCUUUCUAAUUUGCUUUUUGUUUUAACAAAUUCUAUGAAUUGACUUGGAAAAUUUAUGUCAAGUAUGAUGAAACAAUUUUUUAGCACAUUAAAUUUAUUUAUGUGUGA
This is a messenger RNA of Phascolarctos cinereus (koala), 11205 nucleotides long. It is a transcript of the gene GUCY1A2, whose product is annotated as guanylate cyclase 1 soluble subunit alpha 2. Gene Ontology annotation, cellular component: guanylate cyclase complex, soluble. NCBI's taxonomy places the organism in Eukaryota, Metazoa, Chordata, Mammalia, Diprotodontia, Phascolarctidae. The record is from RefSeq and is a predicted model, not a curated record. Gene Ontology annotation, biological process: response to oxygen levels; cGMP biosynthetic process. Gene Ontology annotation, molecular function: heme binding; guanylate cyclase activity.